This is a messenger RNA of Petromyzon marinus (sea lamprey), 4121 nucleotides long. Its product is annotated as forkhead box protein A2-A-like. Lineage: Eukaryota; Metazoa; Chordata; Hyperoartia; Petromyzontiformes; Petromyzontidae. The record is from RefSeq and is a predicted model, not a curated record. Gene Ontology annotation, molecular function: RNA polymerase II cis-regulatory region sequence-specific DNA binding; DNA-binding transcription factor activity, RNA polymerase II-specific. Gene Ontology annotation, biological process: anatomical structure morphogenesis; cell differentiation; regulation of transcription by RNA polymerase II.
CAAACACAUUCACAACCCCUCCCCCCGCUGCCAUAUAUACAGGACGACACGUCCUAUAACAAGCAAGAGCAACUACGCGACUCUCCGCGGGAGGUCCAUGGUCGUUUGUAAAGACGCGUAGAGUGGACGGGGAGAGGAUUCCCACCUCGAGCGAAAAGACAAAAACAAUAACUUUAAACCAGGGAGCCGGAGGAGGAGGAGGAGACGACAACGUCGGAGGAAGAGUGAGCAGGAACCGGGAUGAGCAAAGGCGCGAUGCCCACUGCGGAACGUGACUAGAGUCAUCCGCGAGCAACAGCAGCAGAAUCGUCAGCAGCAGCAGCGUCGGCGGCAUCAGCGCUAGAUUUAUCAUCGGCAUCAGCAGAAGCAUUUGCGUCGUCAUCAUCAUCAGCAGAAGAAGCAGCAGCAGCACAUUAUGCACGCGCCGUGCGUGGGAGUCGCGUCUGUGAAGAUGGAGGGGGGACACGAGCCCGACUGGAGCUCCUACUACGCCGACCCGAGCGAGACCUACAGCACCUCCGCUGCCAUGAACGCGGGUCUGGGCGGCCUCGUCUCCAUGAACGGCUACCACAUGGGCCACAUGCACGGGACCUUGCAACCACCGUCCUCCGUGGCGCUCCCCACAUACGGCUCCCUGCAACAGCAGCAGCAGCAGCAUCAUCAUCAGCAGCAGCAGCAUCAUCAUCAGAGCUCCGCCACGACAUCCCCGCAGCUGUGCGGGGUGAUGCAGCAGAGCGGCACGGCGCCCGGCACCCUGCAAGGAGGCGGCUACGGGGGUCUGAUGGGCGGCAGUGGCGUCGGCGUCGGAAGCCCCCUCGGAGGGGACCCCUACGGCGGCGAGGAUUUCCUGCUGCAGGGCGCCGGCGGCGGCGCGGCGGGGGAGGCGCGCGGCCCGGCGCAGGACGCGGCGUUCAAGGGCUACCGGCGGAGCUACACGCACGCCAAGCCGCCGUACUCGUACAUCUCGCUCAUCACCAUGGCCAUCCAGCAGUCGAGCGGCAAGAUGCUGACGCUCAACGAGAUCUACUCGUGGAUCACCGACCUCUUCCCCUUCUACCGGCAGAACCAGCAGCGCUGGCAGAACUCCAUCCGCCACUCGCUCUCCUUCAACGACUGCUUCGUCAAGGUGCCGCGCUCGCCCGACAAGCCGGGCAAGGGCUCCUUCUGGGCGCUCCACCCGGACUCGGGGAACAUGUUCGAGAACGGCUGCUACCUGCGGCGGCAGAAGCGCUUCAAGUGCGACAAGAAGGGGACGCCGAAGACGGCCAGGAGCGCUUGCGGCGAGCAGCAGCAGCAGCAGCAGGGAGGUGAACUGCAGAGUAGCCGUGCGGAGGAGAUGGAGCAGCAACAGCAGCAGCAGCAGACUCGGCCAAGCUCGGCCUCAGCUCUGCACCAUCACGAGGACUCGCCGCCAGCCGAGGCCAUGGUAUCCUCUUCUCACCGCCAGGACGGCGCGCUGGUCCUCCCGCCGCUACUCCAGAGCCUCCACCAUCAGCAGCAGCAGCAGCAACAGCAUCAGCAGCAGCAUCAUCAUCAGAAUCAUCAACAGCAACAGCAGCAGCAGCACGGCGCAACCGAUCCGGCCUCUCUGCACCUUAAGAUGGACCCCAACUACUUUAGCCACCCAUUCUCAAUCACCAGCCUCAUUUCUUCUGGACAGCUGCAUCAGCAACAGCAGCAGCUGCUGCAGCAGCAACAACAGCAGCAGCAGCAUCAGCAGAGGAUGGAUUACAAGGGCUAUGAGCAGGUAGUGCAUGGAUUGUCCGGGUACGAGUCUGAGAUGCACGCGGCCAUACACGGGAAGACACUGAUGGAACACACGUCCAUCGGCACCACUGACCCAGCAGUCUACAGAGGUCUGUAUGCCCGGCCACUCAUGAAUUCGUGAUUAUAUCAAACCUCUUAUCUGUGUGCAUGUGAUGUAUAUAGCAGGGUGUCCAUAAAGGUGUCAUCCAGUCAUAAAGGUAUCAUCCAUUUAUAAAGGUGUCAUCCAUUCAUAAAGGUAUCCAUUCAUGAAGGUGAAUCAACACCCUGCACCACCCCAAUUCAAACCAGAUGUUCCAUCUCAAGGGAUAACCCAGGAUAUAUAUUUUAACAGGUUAGUAGGAUAUGAACACGGCCUUUUAGUCAAUCCGCUGCUGGACAAAUGUCUCCCCACACCAUCGUCUGUCAUGGGGGACGAUAUGUAAACAUACUUCACCACGCUGGUCAAUGCGGUUUAGUGAAUGGGGGAGAGGGGAGGGGCGGGCUCGGGUAUCCCUCGCGAGUCUUGGCUGUGGCCUGGAAUCGAACUCAGGUUUGCAGAGUAGAGGUUUGGAGGGAAGUUUUGGUAUAGUUUUACCUACACCCACACAUGUGCCUUCUAGUCAUAUAAUAAUGGAUGACAUUUUUUUACGGGACAGCACAAUACAUACUAUGAGAAACAGCCACAACUCGUACACAAUAAACAGAAUUCGAACGAAUAUUAUGAUUCGUGCAUGCCCAAAGAUGAUGAACAUUGAGCCCAUGAUGAGCGGUGCCCCGAUGACUAUCUGUGCAUCAAGUCGUGUCAAUAAGCAAGGUUCCCCGAUAAGUGGCAUCAAAAACGCGUGCGUACAACAUCGAGAUGAAUUCGACAUAUACCCCGAACAAGGCUACAUAUAUAGGCGAGAAUAGGUGAAUAGGUUGAAUCGAUUCAUAAGCUAAAACGAUGACGCGCGCACACGGUCGCGAUGUUCGCGUGUCAAAAUCGAAAUCCGUGUUUUCCGAUCCGCACGCGCUGGACGAGACAUCGACAUCGGGCGGUCAUGGAAGACGUAGGUCGACUGGCGGCCACGGGCACAUUCGCGAUGGCUAGGGAAUGGUUGAGGCACAGGAGGGCGACGGACGAGCCCGCCGACACGCGGCGACCACUGGUGGAGACUGAGCGACGCGAUGGGUCAUCGCACGCGGCUAGGAAAUGUGACAUCACGAGAGAUGCGAAGACGGCGAAGAGAGAUGCUUCCGUCCAACAGUUGACAAGAUCAAGGCUGCGGUGGCUGAUGGAUGAUGAUGCGGAAGGAUCCCUGCAGCCGCUAGAUGCCGCUACAUUCACCGCAAUGUGCACAACAACAACAACAAAAACCGUCAGAAAUAAUAAUCGCGAACGAAUAUUUUAAUGCUGCGUUAAUUACACGAACGUGAAGCCCAGGCCGUGCAGUGUCAUCGAAUCCCAGCCGAUUGCACCCUACACGCCUCAUGACGACAACAGCUGCCGCCAUCCACCACUAAGCUGUGGUGACGCCACCACGGCGCUUGUGCCAGGCUAGGUGCACUUUGAAGGCCACGUGAAGUGUUGUUGAAGGCUCGCCGGCAACGAGGUCACGGGACAGACCCAGGUGCCACGGGUUGACACACGCACACACACACAGAUAUCCAUUCGUUGUGAAAUAUAACGAAUACUGUCAGCAAAUAUUAAUGUACGGGACAAGCUUGCACAGAGAGAGCCUUGUGUUUGGUUUAUUUGUUGAUGCUGCUGCUUUGGUAGUGGUGCACAAGCACAACAAACAACAACAAAAACUCAACACGUUCGGUUUCAAUAACACUGAAUGAAGUCAAUAAUACGCUUAUGAUAGACGACGUUUCGGGCAAUGACGCUUCUUCACAGCACAUAAAUGUCGAAGCCCCGUAGUAUGAGGUGCGGUCUCCAAGUCGUAUGCACUUUAUCUCUCCGGCCUCUGUGUAUGUCCUAUGACGAAGGGCCAUUUCCUGAAACGUCAGACAUAUAUUUUUCCUUUCAAGGCCACAUACAGUGCUGUUGACGAAUGUGUUAGAAAUGUUUUUGGUUCGCAUGUGUGUUUGUGUGUUGAUUCUACUGUAAUCUGGUGAGAGAUGUACCUGUUGAUGUAUGUUUGCAGAAUCUGGUGGAUUGUGUAAUAUUUGGUGACUGGUGUCGUUGGUUUACGUGUAUUAACACUUUGGUCCGAUGAUGUUUGAUGGUGUAUAUGUAAGUUCUGAUGUGUGUACAUGUGUGUUGUUUAAUAUCAAACAUAAAAUGAUCCCCUUUAUAGCCUUAACAGACUGUUGGGGCAAGUGCUGUUAGCUGGGAGCACAUGAGGGGGUGGGUGGCCGACACCACGUCUGGCCGCCUUUGUCUCUCUCGU